Messenger RNA from Menidia menidia (Atlantic silverside), 537 nucleotides. The record is from the annotation of a GenBank genome assembly. Lineage: Eukaryota; Metazoa; Chordata; Actinopteri; Atheriniformes; Atherinopsidae.
AUGAUAUUCUUGGUCUCUUUGCAGAAAACUAAGAUCUCUACAUAUGAUAAGAUGUGGGAGUUCAUGAGCAGUCGGAGGCACUCUGUCAUGGUGAAAAAUGUUGAGGAAGGCAUUCACCGUGUGCUCACCUCAGACUACGCGUUCCUUAUGGAGUCUACCACCAUUGAAUUUGUAACACAGCGCAACUGCAACCUCACGCAGAUCGGAGGCCUUAUAGACUCCAAAGCCUAUGGGGUCGGCACACCUAUGGGCUCUCCAUACAGAGACACGAUUACUAUUGCCAUUCUGCAGCUUCAGGAAGAAGGGAAGCUGCAUAUGAUGAAAGAAAAAUGGUGGCGAGGAAACGGUUGUCCAGAAGAAGAGAGUAAAGAAGCCAGUGCCCUUGGGGUUCAGAAUAUCGGAGGGAUCUUCAUUGUCCUUGCGGCUGGACUUGUUCUCUCUGUGUUCGUGGCUGUGGGAGAAUUUCUUUACAAGUCCAAACAAAACGCACAACUUGAAAAGGUAAGAAUACCUCUAGCAUUAAUUUUGGCUAUGUAA